GAAGGGAAAUAAAAAAUUUUUUUUAAAAGUGUGGCUGAAACAAAGACCUCCAGGCAUUCACUUUGUAGACUGGCGGCUCACUUUGUCGCCUCCGUAGUUUGUCUAAAGAAUUAGCCAUCCCAGCCAGGUGUUAAUCUCGCCAGCACCUGGGUCGAAGGGACAGCGUUUACGGGGAAGGGCCAGCGAAAAAUAAAGUCUCAUUCAUUGGCUCGCAAGCUCUUGGGGCGGGGCUGUCAGCCCUCUCAGCUCGACGUCAUAUCCGGAAGAGUUGCCCCAGGAACUUCUCGGUGCUUCUUCCGGGUCUCCUGGCCCACUUGGGCGGUAGGGGUAACACGUCCAUGGCUCUGCCGCCUUACCCCAGCCGCUUUGCCCCUAUCUGUCCUGUCCCGCCGCCGCCGCCACCUCCUCCUCCCCCUCCUGCUCCGUUCCGAUGCCUUCCCUUCGGGCCGCCCCCGCCUCCCCAGGCCUAUCCGCCUCCACCGCUACCUCCGCGACUGGGCCCCUUCCUGGGAACUCCAGGCCCUAGCGCGGGCCCCUUCCUGCCGCCGCCGAUCCCGCCGCCGCCCCCUAUCCCGCCACCCCCUCCUCCCCCCCAGUGUAGGCCUUUCCCGGGGCUCGAGGGCGGGGAACGGCUUCCGCCACCCUCCCCGGCCCCUCCGUGGGCCCAGCGCUGGGCAGAGGCCCCGCCACCCGACGGGCUCGGGGACACGGCUCUGCAGCGCCAGCGGGACCGCCAGUGGCUGGAAGCCGUCUUCGCAGCCCCACGGCGAGCGAACGGCCCGCCGACCUCAGGGGCAGCGCCGGCGGCUGCUCCGCCCGGGCCCAGCCUCGGCGAGCUCCGGUGGCGGCUGCGCGGAGCCCUGCGCCUGGUGAGCCGGCUGCGCGGCCUGUGCCGUGCCCUGCGGGAAGCCGAGGCAGACGGGGAGGCCUGGGAGCGGUUGCACCAGCAGGCGGCUCCGCUACGGGAGCAGCUGCGCGGGGACCUCGAGCCGCUGGGCCAGGCUGCUUACGUGGGCGCCGCGCGGAGGAAGCUGGAGCGCGUCCGGCGGCGGCGGCAGCGGCUGCGGGACAAGGCCCGCGAGCGCGAGGCCGAGCGCGAGGCAGCCCAGUCCCGGGCGGCGGAGCGCGAGGAGGAGAUCGACCGCUGGAGGAACAAGUGCGUGCAAGAAGUGGAGGAGAAGGCCCGGGAACAAGAACUCAAAAUUGCUGCUGAUGGUGUUUUAUCAGAAGUGAGGAAAAAGCAAGCAGAUACCAAGAGAAUGGUAGAUAUUCUUCGAGCCUUAGAGAAACUGAGGAAACUGAGAAAAGAGGCUGCCGCUAGGAAAGGGGUUUGUCCACCUGCCUCAGCAGAUGAAGCUUUUGAACAUCAUGUAGAGAGACUGAGAAAAUUAAUCAAAAAACGCACUGAACUGUAUGAAGCUGAAGAAAGGGCACUACGAGUUAUGUUGGAGGGAGAACAAGAAGAAGAGAGAAAAAGAGAAUUAGAAAGGAAACAGAAAAAAGAAAAAGAGAAGAUUUUACAUCAGAAACAAGAAAUUAAUUCCAAGUUAUUUGGGGAUCCAGCUGAGUUUCCACUUAGUCACCUCCUACAACCCUUCAGGCAGUAUUAUCUACAGGCAGAACAUUCCUUACCAGCUCUCAUUCAGAUCAGGCACGAAUGGGAUCAGUAUUUGGUACCCGCAGAUCAUCCGGAAGCAACCUCAGUUCCUCAAGGGUGGGUCAUUCCUCCACUCCCCAGCAGUGAUGCCUGGGCAGCUGCGCUCAGACUAAACCAAUGAAGAUGGUCUCGUGAACAUGCUUGUGUCUCUACGUACUGAGCCAGGACAGAACCUUUGAGCUCUCUUGGGCAGCACUGAGUGAAAGUUCUAUUUUCAUGAUGUAGAGUCCUGUGCUGGAGGGACCUUAGGAAUCAGUAGGUUAAUAUUGAUCCUCUGGAAAGGCAAAGGACAGGGAGGAAGGGAUGUAAAUUGUGCUCUUACUGUAUAGAAUGGCCUUUGUGGUUGCACUUUUAAAUUUAAUUUGCCCCUAUUUUGAGGGGGUGGGUCAAAUGUAACUUCUCUUAUGCAAUGUGUGUGGGUGUGUUCAUGUACACAAAGAGAAAAUCCAGGUAUGCACUGUUGAUCUUUCCUGAAAAUGGAGGGUUCUAAUGGGUGUUAAGGCCAAAUAUCUUGUUCUCUUCACUUAAAGUCAUAAGUCCUAGGUUGGUACUAAUAGUCUUUUUAAAUAAUAGUCUUUAUAAAGCAAAAAUGACACAAUCUUGUUUUAAAGUCCUUUGUUGGAGUAAGGGCUACACGUUUCAAAACAGAUCAAAGCACUGAUGAGAACGAUUUGUAAGCUGCCUCCCUCUUGCUGGCUCUCUCCCAACCCAUAGUUUUGGAGCUUCAUUGUCAAUACUACUUGUAGCCAUUCAACAAGAGAAAACAUGUUGGUGCUUCUCCAUUGGUUCCAGUCUGGGUUGGGUUUUUGGAUUUUUGGUUUUUGAAUAGUGGGUCUUCUAACCUGGGCUUUGUUCUUCAGGAAACUUGAACAAGGUGUUGAAUGCCUGUUUCCACACGUUAGAUGGAUCUGCCUUAAUUGUAGAGUCAUGCCUUUUCUGCAGAUUGAAAGUUCUAAUGUAAAUACAUUUCUGUAUAGAGAUUGGAAGGCUCGACAUCUUCAUUGAUAAAGAUUCUAGUGUGCCCCUGGGAACAGACUUCCUAUCCUGAAACUGUUACACAUUGGAGGAAAUAUACAGCUAUAUUGUAAAGUCAAUCAUAUUGUUUACCUGUUGCUAGCUCAUUGAUUGUAGAUGAGCUCUCUGUUGAAAUGCUGCUAAAGCAUUUCAUAUAUAUCUAUAUAUACAUAUACAUACAUACAUUAUAUAUAUAUAUAUAUAUAUCUUUAUAGCUAUAGGUAGCGUAGGCUGAGAGGACAGAUUUUCACAGAGUAAAAUUUAUUUUCAUCAAUGAAGUGCUGUUUUUGAAGAUAUUCAGUACUGUAAAAUGAGAAUUUACACAUGCUUUAUGCCAGAUGGUAUAAAAUUAAUUUAUAUCUUUAUAAAGUCAAAUAAAUACUUUAUUUUUUAAA
Messenger RNA from Vombatus ursinus (common wombat), 3066 nucleotides. It is a transcript of the gene PDCD7, whose product is annotated as programmed cell death 7. Lineage: Eukaryota; Metazoa; Chordata; Mammalia; Diprotodontia; Vombatidae. The coding region runs from base 339 to 1778 and encodes 479 amino acids. The record is from RefSeq and is a predicted model, not a curated record. The transcript is spliced from 5 exons.